This is a messenger RNA of Paramisgurnus dabryanus, 2361 nucleotides long. RefSeq lists its product as uncharacterized. The record is from RefSeq and is a predicted model, not a curated record. NCBI's taxonomy places the organism in Eukaryota, Metazoa, Chordata, Actinopteri, Cypriniformes, Cobitidae.
UUUUCCGUUUUUAAGGGACUUAACUUGCUCCCGGGUGCAUCUAAUAACGUAGAAAACGCGAAAAAUGACAUCCCUGUAACUUUGUUUUGGUAAGGCUUUCUCUGCAACCAUGUGAAAAAAUAGGCCAGUCAGAUCCUGCUCCCUUAGUGACGUGGGUAGGGGGCCUAUCGUAAUGUCACCGCCCCUUACUCUGCAUGUUUCCACCCCCGGGCUGACAUUUAGUUUUCGCACGCGAGUCUACGUUCUACCGGUUGUAGCGAUAUGGCAAAAGUUAGAGCUAAGCAUGCUAAUUGUUCCGUUGUUGGUUGCACAGACCAGCACAAAUCACUAUUUAAAGUCUCUACCUCAGAGGUGACAAGACUACAGUGGAUUGAUUUUAUUUUCGAUGGAAAUCCUCCCGAAAUCGUAAGCAAAAACCUGUAUGUGUGUGCACAUCACUUCAAGCCGGAGUGCUUUGUGAACCUUGGACCGUAUGAAGCUGGAUUCGCUUCGAAGUUGUUCCUGAACGAGGGAGCUAUUCCAACUCAACGAGCCAAAGCUGCAGAUGAAGGAAACGCAAGCACAUCUAAGCAGUUUGUUGAUGCGGCCUGUCAGACGGAUCGUCCACCUCCACGUACAUAUGGCACACAGCUGUCUAUGAAGACUCUAUCACAUCCAUUUAGAAGCAAAGGCACACAGACAGACAUUGUGUCCUGCGCCGAUGUUGGCAUUGGCACCUCAGCUGUCAGAGCUUCAGGACCAUUGCAUACAUCCACACCGCACAAAAGGCCCCGUUUUGAACUGGAGGAGGAAGACGAUGACCCUUUGGAAGGUAGCUCAUCUGUGAUCUUUACAGAUCCACAGGAUGUCACAUAUGAUCCUCAACACUCAGUCACUUUGACUGAAACUGAAGAUUUGACAAUGGAAAAUUCUGCUUCGACUCAUAAAAUAUCCACAUACAUCGUGUAUGAGAAUUGCCUACUGGAUUUAUUUGAGUUAUGCCCAAGGUGUCAACAUCAUUCUAAUCUAAAGACCAGAACCAUGGGCACACACUUAAUAGUUGAGCAAAACUGCCCACGUUGUGAGUUCUCAAGGAUAUGGCAUAGUCAACCUAUUAUUGGGUCUACUCCUGCCGGAAACCUUCAGCUCACUGCAGCAGUUUACAUUUCAGGAGGCUCCUUCUUCAAGCUUAAAAGGAUCUUCAAGGCAAUGCAACUACAGCUGUUCGGCUACACCACCUUCCGACGAUUUGCACGGAGAUAUAUCGAGCCUGCCAUCGUGUACAGGUGGAAGACAUUGCAGGAUACCACACUGGAACAGCUAAGACAACAAAAGAAUGUCAUACUAGGAGGUGACAUGAGGGCUGACUCCCCAGGUCAUUCUGCAAAGUAUGGCACCUACACCAUGAUGGAUCUCAGGAAUAACAGGAUUGUUGAUCUUCAGCUGGUUCAGAGCAAUGAAGUCGGUGGGAGUUACCACAUGGAGAUGGAGGGUCUGAAGAGGAGCCUUUCUCUUUUGGAGGAACGUGGUGUUACUCUGGAUAGUGUUGUGACAGACCGCCAUCCGCAAAUUCAAAAAUUCCUGAAGGAGACCAGGAUCAAACACUACUAUGAUGUUUGGCAUAUAGAAAAAGGACUAUCCAAAAAGUUGGUCCUGAUAUCAAAAAACAAGGAGUGUGACAUACUGAAGAAGUGGCUUCGCAGUAUAAAAAAUCAUGUAUACUGGACAGCAGCUUCCUCGACCUCAGGGCCAGAGAGGGUGGCGAAGUGGAUGUCUAUCCUUAACCAUAUCCAAAAUGUCCACAUCCAUGAAGACCCUGUUUUCCCUAAGUGUUUGCAUGCCCCACGGACAUCGAGGGACAAAAGCAAAUGGUUGAAAGCAGGAACAGAGGCAUUUUGCAAAUUAGAGAAGGCCUUGAGUAAUACCAGAAUACUGAAAGAUGUGGAGAAGAUGAGCCCUCACCACCAGACAUCAUCGCUGGAGUCUUUUCACAGCGUGAUCCUACGUUUUGCACCCAAAAACGUGGUGUUUCCUUUUCUUGGAAUGUUGUGCAGACUCUACAUGGCUGCCAUGCACUUUAACGAAAAUGCUGGGCGCCCACAAGCAACAACCUCAACUGGUGAGCGGCUGUUUAAAGUUAACUUCCCCAAGGCCAAAAAAGGAGAAUGUACUGCGAAGCCAGUAAAAGUAGAUCCAACAUACAAUUAUGUUGGUGAACUGAUGGACCUCAUUUUUGAGAAAGUUUUUGAGGACCCUGUUCCAUAUGAGGCAGAGGUGCAGAAGAUCCACAUCCCUGAUGAUCUCUCAUCCCAAUUUGAAAAGCCAGACCGGAUAGAAGUGAUAGAAAGAUAUGUAUCACGGUUCAAUCAAGUGGUGGUCUGA